GCCCCCGGGCGAGUGUGACGUGGCUGUCCGCGGUGCUCCGCUCCCGCGCUUCCCCGCGUUCACGUGCGGCGCGGCGAGAGGGCGGAAGACACUGCGCCCCGCGGGAGCCCCAUAACAGCUGGCGGGAGGAGCUCUCCCGCACGAAGCGACCUCCCCCGGCCGCCCCUACGCCCUGGCGGCGGAAGACUCGGGCCGCCGCCUCCGCGUCCUCCUCGGCGUCUGCCUCUGCAUCGUCCUCCCCGCCAUGCAGCGGUCUCGCUGGUGCGCGCUCCGCCUUGCCAGCUUCAGCCACCGGAUCCGCGCGACCCGGGGGCGACCCGGGCGGCGGCCAAGCUCCCUGGCCUGGAGCCUGCGCCCCCUCCCACGGCUCCCUUCCAAGCUGGCGGACAGCCACGACUUGAGCCCGCCGGGCGGAUUCCUGCGGCCGGGAUUGGACCCCGUGUCCGUCCCGCUGCAGAGACCGCUACCGCCAGGUGUAAGGCUGAAGGCAGUGAGCGCCCCCGGCCGCGAGUACGGCAACCCCGCGUGUUCGUCCGUGUUAGCAGGGGCGGCUCUGGGGGCAACCGCCGGGCGUUGGCGGCGCCCCACAGCUCCCUAAAGCUAGCCGGAGGCCGUCAGUCGGCCCCUAGAGGCCCACUUGCGCAGUGGGCCCCUGGAUCUCAGCCACGGCCAGCGGCCGACUGCACACGACUUCCCCCUGGGGCGACAGCUCUCCAGGAGGACUACCCCGGGCCCCCGGUCCCCGAGGAACUGCGGAGCAGCGGGCACUGUCACCCCGCCCUGUCGCUUCCUCCGGGCUUCCAGCCCCACCUCGGGCUCAACCAUUCGCCCUUCCUGCCCGACCAGAUGCAGCCGCAGGGACAGCCGCUCCGUCACCAAGAGCUCGUGGCAUCCGGUUCCUGCCUGGCGGAGGAGUCCAAGCCAAAGAGGUGAAGGAGGUGGUGGCCGCGAAAAGGGAUGGCCACCCACACUUCCGAUUGCGCGGGCCAAAGUCCACGCAAAAACGUUCUCGUCUUCAGGCACACCUGCGAACCCACACAGGUGGGGGACAGUGCCGCUGUCACCGGCAUGGCUUGUAGGUGGAAGUUGCUCCGAUGACCCCACCGGGCAUCGGCCGUUCCAGUGCCAGAGGUGCGCUCCGGCGUUUUUCGGGUCGGAGUGCUUCGCCUUACUCAAGAAGAGGCACUUUGAAAUCCCAGCCAGUGGCCAGGACCCACGCUGCUGGAAGAGAAUUCAGUAUUUUUAGCCUUUGACACUGUUUUCCUGACGCGAGGGAAGCGCAGCCAGAAAGCACUACACUUUCAAGUUCCCAAGGAGUCAACUCCUGAAUGGAUAAUCAGGAGAAAGGAGGAAUCCAGAAGACAAAAAUCUAAGGGCACGUGGGGUCUGCGGCCGGAUCUUCUAUCAUUCCAAUUCUAAUUCAACUUGAGUAUUUCUGGACUUAGACGGACUGCCUAGGGACUGACUGGAAGUUGUGGAUAUUAGGGUAUCAAGAAGAGCCAAGCCUUGGGGCGAGGGAAGACCAGAAUUGUCAUGAAUUGAGCUUUGGUGCAAUGAGAUGUUCCACUGAAGAGGAAAAUAAGAAAGUUCAGAGUUCACUCAAAGAGGAGGUCAGGGUGGAAAGUGUUUAGAAGUGGAAAUCCCCCACUUACUCAUGCUCACUUUAUUGACGCUUUACGGUAACCAAUCUGAAACACGCACACACCUGUGAUUUAAAAAUAAAUCUCACUUAUUUGCAUAAUUGUUGUGAAUUUAACAGAGGGUGAUGGCUUAUUUUUUUAAGCUUUGAUUGACAAGAAGAUUAAGAGCCAUUCAGAAACCUGAAUCACCCAUUGAAAGGAAAAAAAAAAGAGGUGAUUUAAAGAAGUGACGAGCAGUUUGUCUCUCCGGAAAUUGUCUCGGGUCGGAAGUUUGUGGUUGCUGCGCACAUGCAAGGCUACAGCAUCCUGCUGCCGCUGCUGUCUGAUGUCCUGCCCUUCCUGCCUGCCCUGCUCUGCUCGCAUCUCACUCGCAUGACUUCAUUUCCUUGCUGACACCUUCCCCCGGAUUCUUCAUAUAAGGUCACACAUGAAGGACAGAUGCAUCGCGUUUUGGUGCCUGAGUUGCUUCUUACAAAUUUGUCCAGCUGCUGAUUUCUUUAAGUCUCAACGUUCUCAACUGAACUAUGGAAUGUUGAUAAACUCUGCCCCACGGAUACCAAUCCUGGGGUGAUGGAAAAGGAAGAGCAGGCUGCCGCUGACAAAGCCGUGACUGAGGAGGGAUUUUGGGGUGAGUGGACGGCAGCCCAGCUCCUGAGUUUACUGCUAUCAGCAUGAGACUGCAUACUGGUCUGCGGCCGGCAGGUGCCCUUUGUGCUUCUUCAGCGAUUCUCUCUGAAGACCGGAGCUCCGAGCCACCGCUGAAGACUGGUGUGCAGCUCCCACGGCUCAGGUCUCUGAACAGGGAGGAGCAACCACCGAGUGAUCUUAAGCAAAAUGAGGCAGACAGAAAGCAAACACCAGUUUCUAAAAGAAACAAAGCAGUGCUGAAAAGUCCUUUGCUUGUGGAAAGACGCAUGGCAAAAGCCACCAGUGUGUGUGUGAGAUUUUCUUUGUCUUUCUGCUCACUCCACAGGCUUGGAGAAACUCAAGUGAGGUUGCAGAUCGAGAACGGUGGUAUUAUCUCACAGGUUCAUUGCAACAGGUGUGUGUAAAUCAGUGGCGGGGAGUGGGUGUUAGCUUGGGUCUCCCAAUUCCAGGAAGAGAAAUAAGCAUCUAAAAGAUAUAAACCGCUUUCACUCAGAUCUGCAAAAGUGUUAGCAAUAAGUUCUUACUCUUGAAGCAUCAAACUUAACUCUUCUUUGGUUGCUCACCAGCACCAUCCAAGGAGCCUGACUGUCUGCCAACAGCCUCAAGUCAUGUAUGUCUCAAACGCUCUCCCUGAGUAGCACCCUGCUUUAGAAGUUUCAGAGGGGGCCGGUGCUGUGGUGUAGCAGGUGGAGCCACUGCCUGCAGUGCCGGCAUCCUAUGUGGGCACAGGUUCAAGUCCCAGCUGCUCCACUUCUGAUCCAGCUCUUUGCUAUGGCCUGGGGAAGCAGUAGAAGAUGGCCCAAGUCCUUGGGCCGCUGCACCCGAAUGGGAGACCCAGAAGAAGCUCCUGGCUCCUGCCGUAGGAUCGGUGUAGCUCUGGCCUUUGCAGCCAAUUGGGGAGUGAACCAGCAAGUGGAAGACCUCUCUCUCUCUCUGCCUCUGCCUCUCUGUAACUCUGACUUUCAAAUAAGAUAAAUAAAUCUUUAAAGAAAAGUUUCAGAAUUCUAUACUAUUUAUUUUUUUAUUUUUUGACAGGCAGAGUGGACAGUGAGAGAGAGAGACAGAGAGAGAAAGGUCUUCCUUUGCCGUUGGUUCACCCUCCAAUGGCCGCCGCGGCCGGCGCGCUGCGGCCGGCGCACUGUGCUGAUCCGAUGGCAGGAGCCAGGAGCCAGGUGCUUCUCCUGGUCUCCCAUGGGGUGCAGGGCCCAAGCACUUGGGCCAUCCUCCACUGCACUCCCUGGCCACAGCAGAGAGCUGGCCUGGAAGAGGGGCAACCGGGACAGAAUCCGGCGCCCCAACCGGGACUAGAACCCGGUGUGCCGGCGCCGCAAGGCGGAGGAUUAGCCUAGUGAGCCGCGGCGCUGGCCGAAAAGUCCUUCUUUGCUUGUGGAAAGACGCAUGGCAAAAGCCACCAGUGUGUGUGUGAGAUUUUCUUUGUCUUUCUGCUCACUCCACAGGCUUGGAGAAACUCAAGUGAGGUUGCAGAUCGAGAACGGUGGUAUUAUCUCACAGGUUCAUUGCAACAGGUGUGUGUAAAUCAGUGGCGGGGAGUGGGUGUUAGCUUGGGUCUCCCAAUUCCAGGAAGAGAAAUAAGCAUCUAAAAGAUAUAAACCGCUUUCACUCAGAUCUGCAAAAGUGUUAGCAAUAAGUUCUUACUCUUGAAGCAUCAAACUUAACUCUUCUUUGGUUGCUCACCAGCACCAUCCAAGGAGCCUGACUGUCUGCCAACAGCCUCAAGUCAUGUAUGUCUCAAACGCUCUCCCUGAGUAGCACCCUGCUUUAGAAGUUUCAGAGGGGGCCGGUGCUGUGGUGUAGCAGGUGGAGCCACUGCCUGCAGUGCCGGCAUCCUAUGUGGGCACAGGUUCAAGUCCCAGCUGCUCCACUUCUGAUCCAGCUCUUUGCUAUGGCCUGGGGAAGCAGUAGAAGAUGGCCCAAGUCCUUGGGCCGCUGCACCCGAAUGGGAGACCCAGAAGAAGCUCCUGGCUCCUGCCGUAGGAUCGGUGUAGCUCUGGCCUUUGCAGCCAAUUGGGGAGUGAACCAGCAAGUGGAAGACCUCUCUCUCUCUCUGCCUCUGCCUCUCUGUAACUCUGACUUUCAAAUAAGAUAAAUAAAUCUUUAAAGAAAAGUUUCAGAAUUCUAUACUAUUUAUUUUUUUAUUUUUUGACAGGCAGAGUGGACAGUGAGAGAGAGAGACAGAGAGAGAAAGGUCUUCCUUUGCCGUUGGUUCACCCUCCAAUGGCCGCCGCGGCCGGCGCGCUGCGGCCGGCGCACUGCGCUGAUCUGAUGGCAGGAGCCAGGAGCCAGGUGCUUUUCCUGGUCUCCCAUGAGGUGCAGGGCCCAAGCACCUGGGCCAUCCUCCACUGCACUCCCUGGCCACAGCAGAGAGCUGGCCUGGAAGAGGGGCAACCGGGACAGAAUCUGGCGCCCCAACUCGGACUAGAACCCGGUGUGCCGGUGCCGCAAGGCGGAGGAUUAGCCUAGUGAGCCGCGGCGCCGGCCCCAGAAUUCUAUACUAUUGUUUAUUCAUUCAUUCUUGUAUUUGAUAAGUACACAUUGAAUACAUGCUAGUUUCCAGUUUCUGUGACAGGUGUUAGAGACACGGAGGGCAUUAGUCAGACAAAGUCCUUGCCUCCCAAGAAGGAAAGUAGAUGAGAGACAACCAGAUACUGACAGUGACGUAGAAGUAUGCAGAGGCAUGGAGUGUGGGGUUCUGCCUUACAUACCUUGAUGAAGAUCUCCCUGGGCAAGUCGAACAGUGAGUGAACUGAGUUAAAGGGAGAACAUGAGACUCAGUGAGAUGGGGGAAGAAACUUUGAGAGGAAAUGUAGAGACGCUAUAGUGAUGUUGGGCUUGGCAUUUCUGUGGGACAGUAAGGAGGUUAGUAUCAGAGAGGGUGAUGAUAGGGAAAGUCAUAGCAUGGUGCCAGGUGCCGUGUCACAUGCACACACUUCUGAACUCCGAGAAGAUCUUUGGAUUUUAUGGUACUUCUUGUAGGAAGCCUUCAAGGGUGGAAGGAGGAAUAAUUGAACAUCUCACCAAAAUGAUAUGACUUACGUAUUGAAUACACCCGGUAGCUACUAUGUAGAUGAAGGACAAAGAAAUUGACCUGAAAACAGAAUGGAAGCAAAGAGGACCUUUAGAACCCAUGCUGGCCUCUUUGUGUCUUAGCUGGAGUAGUGUCUUUGAUGAUUCAGUUUACUGCUGUAGAUAAUGUCCAUCCCACCUAGGCAUAUCAUUUUCUGUCUGUCUCUUUCCCCUCCCUCCCACCCUUUCUUCCUUUCUUCUUACCUUCCUCUUUUCCAACUACUCAAUUUGAAUUUUAAAAUAUUUGUUUAUUUUAAUUUUAUUUGAAAGGCAGAAAGACUGACACACACAGAGAGAUCUUCCAUCCAUUAGUUCACUCUUUAAGGGCUCACAACAACCAGGGCUGGGGAGACCAAAGCCAGGAGCCCAGAACUCCAUGUGGGUUUCCUGUGUGAGUGGUAGGGACUCAAGUAUUGGAGCCAUUAUUUUCCGCCUCCCAAGAUGUGCCUUGGCAGGAAAUUAGAUUUGAAGCAGAAGAGCCUGAACUCAAACUAGGCACUGUAAUAUGGGAUGCGGGCAUUCCAAGAAGGGGCUUAAGUUGCUGUGGCAAACGCCUAUGGCCUAGUACAACAUUUUCAUUAAAGCUUUAUUUUGAAAACAGAAUGUCUUUAAAGAAGUGAUGUUGAUGAUAAAAUUUUUGAUACCAAAAUUAUCAUCCAAAGUGGUGUUUCAGUUCUUCUCUUAAAUCACCAUGCAAAGACCUUCUGCAGUCCUGGGUUGACCUAAAUAACUUAUCUGGAUGAAGUUGAUACCACGGCAAUGUCAUUUUAGUAGCAACCAGACUGAAAAUCCCUGAAGCCUCAGAGGUAUAUGAACAGAAUAACCUGGAAGACAGGGAAAAAAUGAAAUAAGAUCUUCCUGAGCUGUGCUAAAGGCAGCCUGAAUGGCAGUAUAAUACAAUGAGAAAAUGAGCAGGAGAUAAAUGAAACAGAUAGUGUAAGAGACACUGUUUUAGAACCUAGCAAGGAAGUUUCAGACCGCAAGAUUUCUGUUUCCUGCAUUACCGCAACAACUUACCAAAUGGCACCUUCAAAGAACGAGUCCUCAGGGAGGAGGAGAUGGAUGCGUUUCUGAAGGCCAGUUCAUGGCAUCCCAGCUAGAACUUGCCCAGACUGUAGAGCUGUGAGGCUAAAGACUUCAGCCUUCUGACUCAGUGAUAAACCUUCAAUGGCAGAAGCAUAGCCGAUGCUCAACAAAUAUUAGCUGUUAAAUAUGUAAAUAAAUGAGUGAAUAGGAUUCCAGGAAGAUACUAAGGCUCUUUCUCCCCAAAUUAUUUCCAUGUAAAACAUAGGACUCUUGUAUCUUUCAAGCCUUUACUGAGAGCAUGCCGUCUCCUAACAUAUUUGUGUUUUCUAAAAGCUUCAGGAGACACGCGUGAGCUUCUGGGAAAAUCCCCCUGUCUCUUUAUGUGACACCUACGGUUGUGAGAAAGCACAUUUCAGACAGCAGGGAAAACCCAGACCUCACCACCACAACACACUGUAAAUUGUCUGGGCCAUUGGAGCAUAAAUUAAAGAGAACUGACACAGUUGAGCACGUUAGGAGGUAAGAGGAAGGGGGUGGAGACACCGUAACGGAAUAUAAACCCGGAGACGCCUCAGAGAGUCGCAGACUGGCCAAGAGCCCAGCCAAGGCUCUCCCUGUGGAUUCACUUGGCCCGCGAUUACCUGGGGAACCUUGAUAAUGAAGAUGGAUUCUGAAGAUUGUUCCAUAACAGAAAACAGCUCUUUGCAUCUGGAGAGUGAUCAAAAAGAUGUUGCCGCCAGCUACCGUUUUGCAGCAAGUCACGAAGGGUCUCUCCAGGUUCCUGUCCCGUGUGCUGUAAUGUACGUGGUCUUUACCACCAUUCUGGUUAUAGCUCUCAUCGCCUUAUCAGUGGGCCGAUACAAUUGUCCGAGCCAGUGUGAGUUCUCAGCACCCGCAGAGAGCCAUGUCUCUUCAUGCUCAGAUGACUGGAUUGGUUACCAGAGGAAAUGCUACUAUAUUUCCACUACAACAUACAACUGGACUCUGGCCCAAAACUUUUGUUCUAAACUUGGUGCUACUCUUGCAGUCAUUGAUCCUGCAAAGGACAUGAGCUUUCUACAGCGAUAUGCAGGUGGAGCUGGACACUGGAUUGGGCUGAGAAACGAGGCUGGCCAGACAUGGAAAUGGUCUAAUGGCAAAGAUCUUAGCAACAGAUUCAACAUUACAGAGUCGGAGAGCUGUGCGUAUCUGAAUAGCACAGGCAUCGGCCGUACAGGAUGUGACAAGAGCUUACACUGGAUCUGUAGCAAACCCUCCAAAUAACAAGGAGAUUUAUUUAACUAUAAACCAUUAUGCCAUGGAAUUAAAGGAAAUGUGUGUGAAGGGAAUGCUACUCUAUGACCAGGAGUUUUCUAGAAAGACUUUGUGAAAAAACUUGGCAGCAUCUUGGAAAUCUUCAUCCAAGCAGGACCGUGGGGAAAAGGACAGACAUUUCGGGAAGGUCUGCAUCGCGCCCCCUUGCUGCCAUGAGAUGCGAACGUCACAGGUUGACUGAUCAUCACGUACAAGAAUGAGAAUGACUGUAUACUUUUCAGAUGCACUUUACGUAUAUUUUAAAUCCAGAGACAAUUAAACAUCUGGGUUCUGAGUUAUUAUUUAUUGCUGAAUGACCACCAGUGCACGUGCACUGGUUGAAGGAGUUAGAGGCUUGUAUUGCAAACUGAAUGUAAACAGAGGGACUUCUGAGUGGUAGGACAGGUGUUCAGUUCCGAUGAAUUUUUUAAACGCAGAGAGUAUCGUAAGUGGACAAAUGCUGAUGGAAUUAGCUUUGUAAUGUUUCUCUCUUUUUAAAGAAACUUGGCAGUUCAUCACCCCCUCGCUCUACCCUCCUCCCCAAGAAAAAGAACAGGGUUGAUUAUGUACAUACAUAUUUUACUUUCUUAAUUGCAGAAUAUUUUUCAAUGGUUUAUAUUUCUCUGCCUUUAAAACCUUCUAUGCAAUAUUUUGCAGAGAAGUGUUAAAAGCAAAGAAUAUGAGGAACAUUUGUGAAACAGAUAAAAGUAGUUGGAGAAUGUGCAAUAUGUGACACGGCAAGUCUCUGUCAGGAAAUACGCCUCGCUGUUCAAGCCUGGAGUAAUUCCAGUCUUAUCAUAAGGAUGUGUCUUUCCUGAUAAAUUUGAUCAUGUGCAAUACUUCAUGUGAAAUAUUUUUUCGUGCAAUAAAGUUUGUCUAUUUGUUUGUUCACAUUUUGAAUUCAGUACCGUUAUAAGCUGCUUUUAUAUUUGUGGAAAUAAAAGUGGAAUCAACCCAAUGGUUUCCAAGAAGCAUUUAUU
Oryctolagus cuniculus (rabbit) is the source of this 8671-nucleotide messenger RNA. NCBI's taxonomy places the organism in Eukaryota, Metazoa, Chordata, Mammalia, Lagomorpha, Leporidae. The record is from RefSeq and is a predicted model, not a curated record.